Messenger RNA from Cyclocybe aegerita, 504 nucleotides. The record is from the annotation of a GenBank genome assembly. NCBI's taxonomy places the organism in Eukaryota, Fungi, Basidiomycota, Agaricomycetes, Agaricales, Hemipholiotaceae.
AUGACGCUGGUCGACCAUCAUACCUUCUUGAAACAACUAACGGCUCUGUUCGAGUCGAAGAAGGAUCAUGGGUCGAUAUGGCUCACCCAUAAACGAUUGACACACGAUGGCGAGGAUUCAGCCAUGAAGCACGAGGAAGGCGAUACGUCUGCCGACACACGAGAGUACGAAUGCCUCAUCCGAGUGACCGAUGGAAAGACGACUCGGUUUUCGACGAAGGUCACCGCGUCUGAACUCCCAAAAUUCUACUCGCAAUACGGCACGCUCCUCAAAUCCUCCCUAACAUCUCUGCGGAAGCGCGACAAAAAACGAGAGAAGCUCCGUCAAGAGGAGGCUACCAAGCGGAAGAAAAAGAUGACGGAGCCUGUCGAGCUUACUGGUAGCAAGCGGGGCAAAGGGAGGCGGGCGAGGCAGAGGCAGAUUAAAGCGAUGUUGAAGCAGCAGGAGUCGCAGAAAAGGUUUCAGGAGAGAGAGGAGGCGAGGAAGAAGAGCGAAACUAUAUGA